Molecule: messenger RNA, 915 nt
Organism: Lachancea dasiensis
Lineage: Eukaryota; Fungi; Ascomycota; Saccharomycetes; Saccharomycetales; Saccharomycetaceae
Source: the annotation of a GenBank genome assembly
AUGGCCGCCAAAAACUCCACUGUCACAGCUCAACUCCACACCGGAGCCACCAUCCCAUUGCUCGGGUUCGGUACUUGGCGUUCCACCGAAGAGGACGGAUACAACGCUGUUCUUGCGGCUCUUCGUGCCGGUUACCGUCAUAUCGACACCGCGGCUGUUUAUGGUAACGAAGCCGCAGUCGGAAGAGCCAUCCGCGAUUCCAACAUUCCUCGCGAAGAAUUGUUUGUCACCACCAAGUUGUGGAACACCCAGCAACGCGAGCCUGCCAAGGCUUUGGAACAGUCGCUCACCAGAUUGGGCCUCAAGUACGUUGACUUGUACCUGAUGCACUGGCCAUUGCCGCUCAAGACCGAGCGUAUCGAGGGCGACAACUUGUUUUCCGUACCCACCAAGGAAAACGGCGAACCAGAUGUCGAUACCGCCUGGGACUACAUCCAAACUUGGAAAUUAAUGCUGGACCUCCCUUCAACCGGUCUCACCAGAGCGGUGGGUGUUUCCAACUGUUCCGUUAAACAGUUGCAAACCUUGAUCGACGUUUCCAAGAAGGUUCCAGUUGCCAAUCAAGUUGAAAUUCACCCUCUAUUGCCACAAGACGAACUUUACGAAUUUUGCCACAAGCAUAAGAUUUUGUUGGAAGCCUAUUCGCCUUUGGGCUCCCAGGGCUCUCCACUGGUGGAGGAACCCGUUGUAAAGGAAAUUGCUGAAAAAUACAGCAUUGACCCCGCUCAAGUUCUGAUUAGCUGGAACAUUCACAGAGGUAUCGCUGUUUUGCCAAAGUCCGUCACUCCAUCAAGAAUAGAGUCCAACUUCAAGACCGUUGACUUGACCGAAGAUGAUGUUUCCAAGCUAAAUCAAAUUCACAAGGAGAAGGGUGAAUCUAGAAUCAACGACCCUGACUGGUUCUCCUUCGAAUAA